Sitodiplosis mosellana (orange wheat blossom midge) is the source of this 1433-nucleotide messenger RNA. Its product is annotated as phospholipase A1 VesT1.02-like. The record is from RefSeq and is a predicted model, not a curated record. The transcript is spliced from 8 exons. The coding region runs from base 40 to 1191 and encodes 383 amino acids. Gene Ontology annotation, molecular function: lipase activity. NCBI's taxonomy places the organism in Eukaryota, Metazoa, Arthropoda, Insecta, Diptera, Cecidomyiidae.
CGGAAAAAAAAACAUUGAAAAUAAAAUUAAAAUCCCACUAUGACAAUAUUAACGUGUAGCAUUUUUGCAUUGACACUGGUCAGCACCAUCAAUUUGAUUGAUGCUCAAGGGCCAGUUGCGACGGCUCUAUUUCUCGGUGAACCUGGCCUCUUCAAUACAACACGAGAGGAUUGUGUGUGGAAGCAUGUCAAUGAUGGAGAUCAGUGUCCAGAUCCAGAUAUCACAAUGACUCUGUUUCCACCGAAAAAACUUCAUGCGAACGCAAAGGUAGACAUCGCUCAACGUGAUUGGUUACGAAACAGUGGCUGGGACCGCGAAAAGGAAAAUGUGAUUCUAAUUCAUGGCUACGGUGGCAGCGUUAACGCUUUGCCCAUGUCUGUCUUACGAGAUGCCUACGUGAAUCAUGGUGACUACAAUGUGUUUAUGGUGGAUUGGGGAGUUCUGUGUCGGCCGCCGUGUUAUGUAGCAGCUGUUAACAAUCUAAAACCUGUUGCAAAUUGCUUGGCGCAAGCUUUUACGUUUUUACGUAAUUCUGGUAUGCCGGUUCAGCAAACGCUUUGUGUUGGCCACAGCCUGGGGGCCCAUGUUUGCGGUUUGAUGGCAAACUAUUUAGAUUUUCGCAUCGAACGGAUUAUCGCUCUCGAUCCAGCCCGUCCAUUGAUAUCGCCAGUCAUCGGAAAUCGACUAGACAGCGGCGAUGCAAAAUCAGUUCAAGUCAUGCACACAAAUGCUGGAUACUAUGGUGAAGGCGGACGUGUUGGACAUGUGGAUUUCUGUAUAAAUGGUGGCAGACGACAACCGUAUUGUUCCAGUACUUCGAAUGCGAAUUUGUGCAGUCACAUUUGGUCCGUUUGCUAUUUAUCACAGAGCAUCUACGAUAGUUCGCUCAUGAAUGCGGAACCGUGCACCAGACGAUGUCCAGUUGGUAUUCGCAGACACAAUCGAUUUUUGUAUCGGCAAAAUGUCGGUUUCGAUAUUCCAAUGGGUCAACACACUCCAAUAAAUGCCUACGGCUCGUAUUGUCUGAAAGAUAAUGGAGUACCAUUUUGCCCGUCAGAAAGCAAUCCAGUCGGCGAUGUCCGAUGCUGCAUCGGAGCGCAAAAUCAGGACGGUGGUCUUGAUGAGAUCAGUUAUCGUGACAAUUCCAUUGAAACAAUGGUCGAUUUAAUGAAAUCGCGAGACAGAACCUAAAACAAUGCUUUUCCACUCCUUUCCAUUCGCUCUCCAGGUGGAAAGUUUUGUGUGCUUUUUCUUCCUGUUUCUCAUCAAAUGAAUAGCAAUUUUAAGUUGCAAAUGAUUAGUUUAGAUAGCAAAUUUAUUCGAAUUACCAUUUGAUAAAAACAAAUUUUAAGUACAAUGACCCAUAUUUUUUCUCUCUCGAUAUGAAUGAUUCUUUGACAGAUAUAAAUAACAUUUUUCUGGUAGAAAAAAGU